Vanessa tameamea is the source of this 560-nucleotide messenger RNA. It is a transcript of the gene CSP11, whose product is annotated as allergen Tha p 1-like. The transcript is spliced from 3 exons. NCBI's taxonomy places the organism in Eukaryota, Metazoa, Arthropoda, Insecta, Lepidoptera, Nymphalidae. The coding region runs from base 158 to 526 and encodes 122 amino acids. The record is from RefSeq and is a predicted model, not a curated record.
AACCUCUAAACGCUUGCAUGAUUUCAAAGAUUGCCGGUUGAAUGUAAUGUAUACUUAUCUAAUAAUAGUCCCUUCAUCUUUAUAAAUACUUGACGGAACGCAAUGUUUUCUUUAGUCAUUCUAAUAUUUUAAGCCAUAACGUGAAAUUCAGUGAAUAAUGCUAACCAGGCUCAUUAGUUACGUCGCAAUCCUCACAAUGGUCUUAGCGGAUUUCUACAGUUCGAGAUAUGAUGAUUUUGAUAUUCAACCACUAUUAGAAAACGACAGGGUACUGAUAGGUUACAGCAAGUGCUUCCUCGAUCAAGGACCUUGCACCCCGGAGGCAAAAGACUUUAAAAAAGCAAUACCAGAAGCGGUUGAAACUACAUGUGGCAAAUGUACUCCGAAACAAAAAAGUUUAAUUCGAACAGUGAUAAGAGCUAUAAUGGAUAAGCACCCUGAAGCUUGGGAGGAACUUGUUGAAAAGUAUGACAAAAAUAAGAAUUAUAGAGAGAACUUCAAAAUAUUUAUAGAAGGAAAUGAUUAAAGUGAUUUAUUAUGUAAAUUUGCCAUUUACUUUU